This is a messenger RNA of Candidozyma pseudohaemuli, 2787 nucleotides long. RefSeq names its product ferric reductase family protein. The record is from RefSeq and is a predicted model, not a curated record. Gene Ontology annotation, cellular component: plasma membrane. Bases 1 to 2787 code for a protein of 928 amino acids. Lineage: Eukaryota; Fungi; Ascomycota; Pichiomycetes; Serinales; Metschnikowiaceae. Gene Ontology annotation, molecular function: ferric-chelate reductase activity. The transcript is spliced from 2 exons. Gene Ontology annotation, biological process: intracellular iron ion homeostasis; copper ion import; iron ion transport.
AUGUCUCAAUUGUCUCUGUUUGACCCAAUAGGUAAUUGGGGCGCCGUCAAUUUCAAUGUAGAAUUCACCAAAAAACUCUAUGAAGAAGAUGCUGAUGCCAAAGCUCGAGAGAGGUUCAAUGCAGCCAAAAAGCUCAAACAAGAUAGUCUCAAACGGUACCUUCAAAGAGCUUCGGUAAUCGAUCCAGCAGAAGAAUUCAGGAAGAUGGAGUUCGAGCUGUUGAAAAAUCCCAAAACCUAUCUGCCUCUGGAAAGUAUGGAGAGCCUCUACAACCAUGAAGCAGUAAGGAAAGAAAGUUCAGAGAGAGUUAUGCAUUUGAUGGGUUUCAAUGUUAAUGAAACAGAGAGCGUUUAUUCCAUAGAUCCCAUUUACGACUGUCUCGUUGAAGACCCCAACCUUCUGACAUGGUUGAAGUUUGCCAAACUGGGCAUUAUAGAGGAUGAUGAAAAUGACAUCAACAUCGACUGGAUUGAAGAUGAUACUGGCAGUAAUAUUGAGGUUCUGUCAUUCGAAAGUCUGUGGGAUGAUUGGUCCAGUUCAUGGGGUUCUGGCUGGGCUCUGGAGUGUAGCACUGUGUCAGAUUAUGCCUGGGAUAACUGGGACGACUGGUGUGAGGUGAAGGUCAGAGUUGAUGCCUUUUUUGAAAGGAGAAUGAAAAAGGCAGAAAAGAGAAGGUUCAAUCGUGAACGGUUUUAUCUAGACUGGUUAUUUGGCGAAAGGAAGAGUCGAGGCAGAUCAGAGAAGGAUUCGAGUUCCUCGGAUGGUGAUAGUCUGGUUGGCUUUGGAGCACACAGGCCAAAGUCUCAGAGGGUAAAGGAGGCCUUCUACGCUCCGCUCAAGUGGUUACAGCCAAAGCUAGAGAAGUUGAAAGCCAAGUCUCUGAGAUCGUCGCUUUUUCAGAGAAGUGCUGGAAAGUCACCUUCUGAAGGAUUGAAAGCAGGUAGUCUGAAAGCAGUCUAUGGCUGGUUUACCUCUGACGAGCUGUCUUCUGAACUGGGUGGAUUGGAUUCUGGAGAGCAGACCGACGACCAGGGCAAGAUUGACCAUGCUUUGAAGCACGUCACUACAAGAUGUCUCCAAAAAGGCCACUUCCAUUACUCCGUGGACGAAAUGAAGGCAUGGAGGGAAAACGCUACUCAGUACAUUCAGCAGCCAACGGAACAGAAUAAGGAGAAUCAGACCUACCAUCCUUUGGGCGUCAAUGCCACAGAUUUCCACCUUUACAUGCGUUCUUUUGACGAAAUCAACCAUCACGUCUUCAAGUCCCAGUGGCUCGGCUGGGGGCUUUUAUGGUACUGGGUUGCAGUGAUAGGCAUCUUCUCGGUGCUUCAUCUUCUGAAAACCUACCUUGGCGUAAGAGCGCCUAGAACGAUUUCCCAAAUUUGUUCAAAAUACCUUACCCCGGUUCGUCUUUGGGGAUACACUUUUGGCGAUAUGCUCGUGAUGGGACUCUUUUUGGUCUUCACCGUUUUGGCUACAGCGCUUUCCUACGACGUCCAGCUUCCCAACGUCUACAUCAACGAUGUGUACUUCUUGACGUUGGACUUGAUUGGCUACCGCUCGGCCUUGAUCUCGUUUUCCCUUCUUCCUGUGGUGUUCAUCUUUGGCCUCAGAAACAACCCAUUCACGCUUUUGACCGGAUUCUCCAGAGCUGAGUUCAUCAAAUACCACACCUACGUCGCCGUUAUCAUGUCUAUCGAGGCUCUUAUCCACUCCGCGGUGUGGACAGACUACGCCAUCAACGACGCAGGCUACCUGGCCUGGGGUAUGGAUGACUACUGGAGAUGGGGUGUAGUGGGAACCAUCCUUUUGUUUCUCAUGAUUGGCCAGAGCUUCCAGCCUGUUAGAAACUUCAUGUACGAGACUUUUUUGAUCAUUCACAAGGUCUUUGGGUGGCUCUUUAUUGUGUCGAUGUGGUACCACUGUAUUACUCUUGGCUGGAUGGGCUGGAUCUACACCAUGAUUGCGCUUACAGUGUACGACAGAGUCAUGAGAUGGAGCAAGAUGUUUAUUUUAAACCGUGGUCUUACUGAGCUUUGCAUCAACGUGAUUGACGAUAAGACUCUUGAGUUGAUUUUGCCCAAACCACUUGCAUACGAUAUGGCCUAUCGUCCUGGCAACACCGUCUAUGUUACCUUCUUCCAUACCAAAAUCUGGGGUCAGUGCUUGCAGUCCCAUCCAUUUUCCAUUCUUUCGUCGCCUGCUUCGUCGCCUGGUGUAUUGAAGAUGUACGUCAGAGUCAAGAAAGGAGCCACCAAGAGUCUUCUUAAAUUGCCCACCGACGAAAAGGGCAGAAUGUGGCUCUGGUGUCUUUUGGACGGUCCCUACGGUGGAAAGACAAUGAAGCAUAAGGAGAACGACGCCAGGGUAUUCAUUGCCGGUGGUCUCGGAGUGUGCAGUUUGUUUCCAUUCAUUUACGACAAUGCUGCCGGUACCAAGCUUCUUUGGACCGUCAACAGCAUCAACGAAUUUCUCUGGAUGCGUCGGGAUAUCAAGUAUAUUCGUGAAAGGGGCGCCCAGGUGACGGUGUUUGUUCGUGAAACCGAAGGUGUGAAGCUAGAUGACGAGAAGUUGGAGUUUGUCAAGGUUGUGGAUAGCCGACCUGACGUGAACCAAUGGGUGAGCGAAUGCGUCGAGGAGGCCAAAUCAGAGUCCAAGUCUGACUUGUACGUUUAUUCUUGCGGUCCAGGUGUGAUGGACGACCAGAUCAGAAACAGCUGCAUGGACCACAUUGAGGUGGGUCUGCCAUUUAAUGUUCACUACCAGUCCAUGAACUUCCAGUGGUGA